Exophiala aquamarina CBS 119918 is the source of this 1551-nucleotide messenger RNA. RefSeq lists its product as uncharacterized. The record is from RefSeq and is a predicted model, not a curated record. Gene Ontology annotation, molecular function: DNA-binding transcription factor activity, RNA polymerase II-specific; zinc ion binding. The coding region runs from base 1 to 1551 and encodes 516 amino acids. Gene Ontology annotation, biological process: regulation of DNA-templated transcription. Lineage: Eukaryota; Fungi; Ascomycota; Eurotiomycetes; Chaetothyriales; Herpotrichiellaceae. The transcript has a single exon.
AUGGCAAAUCUUGGACGACAUGCGCCCAAGUCACGGGCCGGUUGCUUAACCUGCAAGAAACGACGUGUCAAAUGCGAUCAAGCCCGGCCUACAUGCCAGCGAUGCAUCAAGGCAGGGCUGGGUUGUGGAGGCUAUCCAUUAGAGUUGAUCUCCUCGACUCUGGCACAAAUCUCGCGUUCAACAGUCAUCAGUACUUCUACGACGCUACUCUCAGCUUUCAGCGCCACUCGGCAGGAGUGGCAGGCAUAUGGCCUUUACAGCCGCAAGGUUUCGUCCGCCCUUAGUGGUGCGUUCGACACCGACCUGUGGCAGAGCCUUUUCCUACAAAUUGCAACCACCGAGGUUCCAGUCCGUCUAGCGCUAUUUGCUCUGGGUACACUUGUUAGACACAACGAAUCAGGAAGCGUGCAACACAUCUCGAGUUGUUUAUGCACACAUUGCCGUCAAGGACUGAGGUACUACAACAAGUCCAUCUUGUCCUUAUCAGACUACUUACAGAAGACACCGGCCAAUGAGUCGAUUGAUCUUGCUCUCGUAUCUUGUGUGCUGUUCACUUGCAUCGAACUAUAUCGCACAAAUGAUAGAAAUGCCAUCACUCUUGUGGAAAAAGGUAGCAGCAUCCUAUCUCAAGCUACUGAACUAAACUUCCACCACCGUCAACCUCAUCCGAGUUUGUUGAACUUGUUCAAUCGCCUUCGAAUCUCAACGGGCAUGUUUAGUUGGGAUUUCAACGGACGCCCCUCCAUCGACGCUCUCGCCGUGGCUUCCGAGCAGUUACGCUUCGAAAAUCUGGGAGUUGCAAGAGAGAUAUUGCUUAAACUCACUCCCAAAGCCCAGAGCUUGAGGGUGGCUGCGUCAAAAGCUCAUCGUCUUGAUACCCAUAGGAGUGACUUGGCCCUGUCACUUCGUGCCCUGACCAACGAGCAAGACAUUGCAAAGACACAGCUCGCCUCAUGGUUUAGAGCAUUUGAGGGCUUGAAAUUGCAUCCAGGGCAAGAUGUCUCCCCGUUCGCGGUGCAAUUCCUCUACGCAAAGUUUCUUUCAACCAGAAUACACAUAAACACUGCACUGGAAAUCUCGCAAGAUAUAUAUCUUGACUAUAUUGACGAUUUCAAAGCAAUUGUCGCCGCAGCGGAGGAAGGGGUGCAACAUGCCUCAAAUGACGAGACGUGGCUUGGAUUUACUUUCGAAGGUGGCUUUCUGCCUUCGUUGUAUCUCGCUGGAUUGAAAUGUCGAGAUCCAGAAAUCAGGCGAAAAAUAUUGAGCCUGAUGCAUCGAUGUAAUGCCAAAGAGGGCCUUUGGUGCCGGAGCGAGUUGGUUUGUGUACUUGCACGAGUUAUGGAGAUCGAAGAGGGCUGCACCUCAGUCUUCUCCGGGGACAGAGACAGUAGUGAUUCCGGCCAAGCCCCGCCCCGUCUCUACGAUGUUUCCUGUGAUAUUAACUAUCGCAAACUAGGAUCUCUGUUUGUGGAUGUUGUUUAUACCCUUUAUGACGAGGCCUCUCCAGAACCCUGGCGAACUUUCACCGAGACCUUGCUCAUCGAGAAAUGA